GUUUGAAGUUACCGGACCUGCGAGCAGCUUCUGCACCCUGCACAGGGCAGGACAGAGCCGUGUCUCCUUUCAGCUUCUGCGGAGGAUGAGUAAAGAAAGCUGCUCUGUUUUCUAAACUAGACAAGUCUCGCUUUAUUUCUAUCCUUUAAGUCUCGUCGAGGAACUCGCUCAUGCUCGCUGGUUCAACGCAGUCGACCUGCCGUUAGAUACGUGCUGCGGUUAACGUGAGCGUCGGCAGGAACUUUCCAAAACAACCUUAGCUUACGUGCUGUUAAACCCAUAGUUUGGUAUUUUAAUUAUUGUUCUGUAUUACAAGGGUCGCACGGUAAUACCACCGUGGAUGUUGUGUUUGCUGACCCUCCGGCAGAGCUCCGUAAAGGAUUGCAGCACUGGGAUGAUUUUGAUGGAGUGAGACAUUGCUGUCAAGGGAAAUCUACAAGAAAGCUGAUAUCUAGGUUAGGACAAUUGAAGUAGCAACUUGGAAUCUUCUCACCUGCAUUCGAACCCUGAACUGAAUUGAACUGCAUAAUGGAUGGAAUAGACACCUUGCAGAGCUCGGCCCCAGAGACCAAGGCUGAGCGAAUUGCUCGCUAUAAGGCAGAGAGGAGAAGGGAGCUUGCCGAGCGCUAUGGCAACACAGAUGAAUUCACCUCCAAAUAUGUCCGCAGGGACAGGAAAAUUGUCGACACAUCCGAAACAGUGUCUUCAGAAGCCAAGGAGAAGGUAAAAUGUGAGGAUAAUGGAUCAGAGCAAACUUAUACCAGGAGGGGCCUCAGGAAUAAAGUAGCAGAACCUGCUGAUGAGCCUGCCCAGGAAAAAGAGGGUACUACUCAGACAGACACAAUUUUGUCCUCUAAAUCAGAAGCUGUCUCCUCCAAUAAGAUGCCCUCUCACUUCAGGCUAGCGGAAACUGAUGACACAGAGGAGCCAAAGGUUGACGAGAAGCCUGUGGAAUCAGCCAAGAGGACUUCCAAGAUGUCUCUUUUUAAGGACAUGGAGGGGGCAGAGGAUGGAAGCAGCGGCCGAUCUGCUGACAGGCUAAAGUGUCAGCUAAUUAGCAGCGACGAAGAGGAAUCCUCGACCAGCCUUUCCAAAACUGAUAUAAGCAAAGUAAUGGAUGAGAAAGAGGCCACAGAUGAAGCUGAAGAUGAGUGUGAAUAUGCUGCCACUGAGGAAGAAAAGAAGCCUUCUAGCCUCCACUCUGACAGAGCUCUCCCCCUCAACAAGAACAGAGACGCCUCCCCCCCUCCGUCUCCUCCCUGCCAGCUUGCCUCACUUCAGCGCCAAGACUCAGGGCCACGAGGCAUCAAGGGAAUCCUAAAGAAAAGCCGCUCCACCAGCGUGGAGUCGGACCACAGCGAGGGCUCGACGCAGGACUGCGCGCCAGCCCGACAAAGCAGUGUCACUCUCAGCCACCCCGAGAGCGAGGAGGAGAUGGAGGAGAUGGAGGAGGAUGAGGAGAAGGAGGCAGAGGAGAUGGAGGACGAGGCCAAUGGGGAAAAUGAAAGAGAGGAUGAGUCAUUAACUGAUGAUAUCACAGAUGGAGGGAGCUUCAGCAUCAGUAGACAACAGACUGGGGGAAGCAGCAGUAGCAGUAGAGGGAGCUAUGAGGAGAUGCGGAGUCCCUCGCCUGACGAGAGCCUGGAGCAGAGGUCCACAGUGUCAGAGGAUGUUGAAGACCUGGACAGCAGUUUGAAUGGAAGCCAGGGCUCCUUACUCAAACAAAGACUGGCAGACUUCACUAGCGAUGGUGAGAAGAAGGACAGACUGAAGAAGGCAAAGCCAACCGAGCUGAUCCAGACAUCACUGGCUGAUCGCUUCGGUCAGCUCCAAGAUGCGGAAAAUUCCUGGAGGAAAAAGAAGUCCGGUGUAGAUGUGGAGCCCAAGAUGUCGCUGGCGGAAAGGAUGAAGAUCCUUAAAGACAAGGAGGAGCAGUGGAAAAACAAAGGCAAAGGAGCAGCCAACGACUCCACCCAGUUCACUGUGGCCGGACGCAUGGCCAAGAGAGGUCUUGUGUCAGAUACGGGAAAAGAAGAGUCUCCCCUUAUCUUUCUCAAGAAGUCCAAUGCCACACCUGUGAAGCCACACGAAGAAAUCUCCAGUAGAACUGAUGUCAAGGUGGAAGGAGAUAAAAGGCUUGACAAGCUCGAGUCUUUCCUCGACAAGCUCCACAAUAAAGGCGUGAGCAAAAGCAAGACAUCCACCAUCGAGGUGACGGAAGAGAGGGAGAAAGAAGUGAUGACUCUGGAUGAUGACGAGACAUUCGGCAACUUCUACAAAGCUGUCUCACCCUCGGCCCUCCAGGACUCCAGUGUGGUUCUGACGGAGGAGGACCUCUGCCAGAUCCAGGCCGAUACACCAAAGCUCACAUCAGCUGUAGCAGAACACAAGCGAGCAGUGCGACCAGCCAGAAGGAACCAGGGCUCCAGGAACCCUCUGCGGGCUCUGGCUGCCCGCAACGACAUCCGCCAGGUCUACACCGAGCAGAGGCUUAACGUAGCCACAGUGGAGACCAAGAGGAUCCAAGUGGAGAGGAUGGCGAAACACUCCAGAACAAACCUGGCUGAUGUGGCCUUGGCGGGUCUUGCCAGCAAGGAGAACUUCCGCAAGGUCAACCUGCGCAAUGUGAAGUCCACCGAUGUUGUCACCAACAACAGUGCGCUGCCUUUCAACAAGCUCAUGCUCAUUCGCAUUAAAGGUCGGAGGCAUGUGCAAGUGCGCUUGAUGGAGCCCACAGCCCGCUCUCUAAACAGCGGCGACUGCUUCCUUCUCAUAUCGCCAAAACACUGCUUCAUGUGGAGCGGCGAGUUUGCCAACGUUAUUGAGAAAGCCAAGGCGUCAGAGAUGGCGUCGUUUGUUCAGGCCAAGAGGGACCUUGGGUGUAAGGCCCCCCAGGUGACAGUGCUGGAGGAGGGCAUCAACACUGACAGCAGAUGGGCCAGAGAGUUCUGGAGCCUGCUGGGAGGACAGACCCAAUACAGAGGGGCAGGAGAGCCAGAGGAGGAUGAGCUGUAUGAGAGUGGUGUGUUAGACUCUAAUGGUGUGUACAGACUUCAGGGAGACAAACUGGUGCCUCAUGAAGAUGCCUGGGCCUCCAUCCCAAGUGUCUCCUUGCUCAACUCUAAAGAGGUCUUAGUGUUUGAUUUUGGCAGCGAAGUGUAUGUCUGGCAUGGAAAGGAUGUGCCCUUGAGUGACAGAAAGGUUGCUGUGAAACUGGGCAAACAGCUCUACAGCGGCAGUUACGACUACAGCAACUGCAGAGUCAACCCUUUAGAUUCUUCCUGCACGAAUGAGGAUGUGCCUCAGCAGGGGGAGGGUCGUCCGAGCUGGACUCUGUUUGGCCGACUGUCGGAGCACAAUGAGACGGCCCUGUUCAGAGAGAAGUUCCUGGACUGGGCUGAGAGGAAGAAGGAGGAAGCAGCUCUAGCCGAGGAAGUCAAGGUAGACCAGAUUAGACUAAGGGCAUUUGCAUAUAAUAGCGAGGAGGAAAAGAGCCUCCAUGCUUCUCCAGCUCUUCCAGGGAGGUUGAUCAUCCACAAGGGAGUAGAGAAAUGCCGAAUACCAGGUACAUGCAAGACUCUAUAUGGACAAGUUGUUGCUAAUCCCCGCUCAGGAUUUGAGUGGCUGGAGAUGUUCUGCGGUCCCCUGGCGGGCAGCGGAGGUGGAAGCAUCACUGGUGAGGUACGAUUGCCCAGCAUGCCAGCCCAUGCGCGAUCUCGCGUCAAGCUGGUGCGCGUGUCUCACCGCUCGCAAGGCGCCUACUACAUGGGCCACCGGCUGUCCGAACCGCACACGCCAAGUGCCGCAGCAGGAUGGCCAAGACCUGCGAAAAGUGUCCUCCAGAGUUUAGGCCUGAGCAGCGGCAGCAGCGUCAAAGUGGAGGAGUGGAGGAAGGCGCAUUCGCUGGUGCCGCUCGGGAUGUUCGACGGAGGGAGGAGCACGUAUGCAGCCAGGGUGACGGAGGGAAUCUUAUCUAACUCUCACGCUAUUGCUUCUCCAGCCCUGUUCCUGCUGGAUAACCGGAUGGAGGUGUACCUGUGGCAGGGCUGGCAGCCUGAAGACACGCAGUGCACCGGCUCUGCAAAGAUACGCUGGAACAACGAGAGGAAAUGUGCCAUGGAGACGGUGCUGCAGUACUGCAAAGUGAAGAACCCUCGGCGCCCCCCUCUGGCCUAUCUGGUCCUAGCAGGCUGUGAACCUCUCACCUUUACCAACAUCUUUCCAUACUGGGAGAAGGACACCAGUAUCGCUUCAAAGAACUCCAAGAGCAAGGUGAUGUUAGUGAAGGAGGAGCUGUCCAAGCUCAGUAAGCAGCAGUACUCCAUCGAGGAGCUGACCAGUAAACCCCUUCCAGAGGGAGUAGACCCCCUACGCCUGGAGGAUUACCUGUCUGACCAGGACUUCAAGACACUUCUCGAGAUGAGUCGUGUUGAGUUCAACGCCCUGCCAAACUGGAAGCAAAAGAAUCUGAAGAAAAGCAAGGGCCUGUUUUAAAACACAUCAAUUUGUACACAAAUCUGGUUUUUUUUAUGUUCUCAGCAGCUUUUCUUACACCUUUUUUAUACCCAGAAAAAAAUGAUGUCCUCACUUUGUAAAGGAUAAAGAAAAGCAAAUGUACAAUUUUGUUCAAACUUUCAAAACUGAUCUAUUUUUCAUAACAGUGCCAUUUUUAAUGUGUCACUGAAAUAUUUUAGCCAACCAUUAUGUGCAAUUGUUAAACUUUUUAAUGAUAUUUUCCUUGUAUGGUUAAAAAUAGUUACCCCCUCAUUAUAAAUAUGUAAUAUACUAUAAAUGAAUGGAUGUGUUUUUUAUGUUUACCCCAGAUGGUGUCAAUUUCUGUGCGAGUGUGUUUGUAUAAAAAUUGCCUGCGGUUUUAAAACUGAGGGAAUUACUCUUCGAUUUUUAUAUGUCAUGGAUAAAGCCAGCUCUGUGUAAUGGGAUUAAAUUGUUCAGCAAAAAUGUCUCCACUUAAAAGUUGACAAAGAAAAGAAGCAAAACAAAUCAAAAUUCAGAGAAAAAAUCCAUGCAAUUUGUGGUCGUUUGAAAGAAACAUGGCGGUCUUUUGUAUUGGAGAUUGUAUUCUAGACAUCUGACUCCGCUCGUGCUGUAAUUGUGACAGCAAAAAUGUUCCGUUUUUAUCUUUUACUUUUGUGUUGUAACAGAUGUGUGUGUGCAGAGGUGGGUGUGACAAGGUGAACUUUAAAAGCCCAAAGAAAAUUGAAGCGUGAAACUCAGAUUUUGAAACCAUUACAUUCGUCACUGAAACUGACCCAUAAUAUUUUUCAAGUUCGGUACUGAAUACUUCCUGGUUCUUAUGAACAACUGCCUGUGUACCAGUGAUGGCAGCCCUCUGAUCAACUGGUUGUUUGGGACCAAAUCGGAUCUUCUUGUUGUGUGUGUGUGUGUAAAUGUGCAACUUUAAAAAGUAUUAAGCGUGUGUGGGGAAUGUAAGAGAGACAGCGAGAGAGUAACUGUGCUGUAUAAACUGCCUUUACAGCUAUAGCUGACGCCACAAAUGUAUACUGCUAAAACGUGUGCAUGUUAUGUGUUAAACAUACUGUUCAUAUGACUGCCUGCAAUGUCUGAAUUACAAAGUUCCCUGCAUGCUGUCCACGAAAAAAAAAAGUUUUGCUUAACAGACCUGUAUUAAUUAGUUUUUGUUGUGAUACUUAAGAUCUGCCUUGUACGUGGAGACCAGCUUCCAGGCCAGAUUUUAUUUCAUGGCACAUAAAAGAAAAACAUUGGUGGUGGGGAAGAUGAGAUAUUAAUGCUCAACUUUCCUUUUAAAUAAAGUAUUUUUAAAAAUG
Molecule: messenger RNA, 5807 nt
Organism: Morone saxatilis (striped sea-bass)
Lineage: Eukaryota; Metazoa; Chordata; Actinopteri; Moronidae
Gene: svild
Product: supervillin d
Exons: 27
Coding region: 529-4494 (1321 amino acids)
Biological process (GO): actin polymerization or depolymerization; barbed-end actin filament capping; actin filament severing
Cellular component (GO): cytoplasm; actin cytoskeleton
Molecular function (GO): actin filament binding; phosphatidylinositol-4,5-bisphosphate binding
Source: RefSeq, a predicted model, not a curated record